AUGACAUGGCUUGCCCAUAAGGCGGUAACGCGCGGUCUGCUAAUACGACAAGGGGCAAAACUGAAGCGCCAAUUGACAGAAAAGAGCAGGACCCUACUGACCGACUUAAAACAGGCAGAAACACGACACAAGGCCUCUCCCACACACUCCAACAGGCAGGAGGUACAGAAGAUAAGGGCCACCACAGAAGCACUACAGAUGCAGCAAGUAGAACGGGCAAUUUGUAAAAUGAAAACCAACUACUAUAGACAGGGAAAUAGAGCGGGCAAAAUAUUAACCUCCCAACUCAGGGAACGCACCUCACAGGCAAAGAUCCCAUAUAUCAAUGACGACACAGGCACCAAAAUUUUACGCAGGGCUAUGUAA
Messenger RNA from Pelobates cultripes (western spadefoot toad), 366 nucleotides. The record is from the annotation of a GenBank genome assembly. Lineage: Eukaryota; Metazoa; Chordata; Amphibia; Anura; Pelobatidae.